AUGGGUCGCACGCCCUCAGCUGACGACGCUGUUGGCGAGGGCAAGUCACCGGGCAAUGUUCACCUGGAACCCGUCGACCAACUCGACGCCCGAGUAGCGUCCAGUAUGUCCGCAGCGAAAACGAAUCCGCCCCGCGCGCUGAGUCUCCUCCAGGUGGUUGGAAUGCUCUUCCUACUGACCUCGGGUGGCGGUUACGGCCUGGAGCCUAUCGUAGGUGCCGCCGGUCCCCGAUGGGCACUGCUUGCAAUGCUCGUGGUGCCCUGGCUCUGGGCUUUACCCCAGGCCCUGAUGGCGUCCGAGCUAGCUACACUGAUUCCCGAAGACGGUGGCUACGUGCUCUGGGUCGAGGCCGCAAUGGGCCCGUUCACAGGCUUCCAGCAAGGAUGGUGGAGUUUCGUCGACUCCUUGGUGGAUAACGCCCUCUUCCCGCGACUUUUCAGCGAUUACAUCGUGCGCGUAGCACCCGUGCUCGGCGUCUAUGGUAGUUGGUUUUGCGGUUUACUCGUUUUAGCACUGUGUACAAUAGUCAAUAUUCUCGGAGUGAGCAUCGUCGGCUGGGUCGCAGUGCUCUUUACCGUGGUGGUCAUCUCUCCCUUUCUCCUGAUCUGCGUCUUUGGUUUCCGUCAAACCCGUCCGGAGGCAUGGUUGAGCACACGACCGCUAACGGAGGUCAACUGGCGACUCUUCCUCGCAGCGCUCUUGUGGAACUGGUGUGGCUUUGAUUCUUGUUCCACCAUUGCUGGUGAGAUCGUUGACGUCCACCGAACCUUUCCGCGAGCGAUGGUCAUUGUGCUGUUGCUGACCAUGAUGAUCUUCACGCUGCCGAUCGCUGCAGCGGUAUCCACGAAUCACGUGUGGAGUGAGUGGCGGGACGCUUUCUGGCCGACUGCAGCGAACCGUCUCGCUGGUGGUCACUGGCUUGGCAUCCUCGUGAGUAUCGGUGGCAUGUGCAGCGCGGCAGGCAUGCUCAGCAGCCUCGUAGCGACAUCCUCGAGGGCGCUAUAUGGAAUGACGCGCAUGGAGAUGCUGCCGGGGGGGCUUGGUGUGCUGCAUCCACGCUUUCGCACACCAUGGGUCUGUGUGCUCAUCAUUGGACUCGGAACGGGCUGUUUCACCGCACUACCGUUCAAUGUGCUCAUCCAAAUCGACUCUACCCUGUACUGCCUUAAGGUUGCUUUGGAAUUCAUUGCGCUGGCGGUGCUGCGAAGAAAGUGGCCCGACCGAGACCGGCCCUUUCGGAUAGGAGGCGGCUUCUGGGGUCUCUUCUAUGUCACUGGUUGCGGCCUCUUCUGCUGUAUGGCGAUGGCGGUGCUCAGUGGGCUCUGGUCGGCGAUCUCUGCAGCGAUAACGGUGGCGACUGGACUCAUUCUGUACGGCAUGCUUCGGUUCAGCCGUCGCUUUCAGCGGGCGCCUGCGACGAGGAACUCAGCAUCGCCUUGGACAAUCGAAGAGGCACCUGCAUGA
This is a messenger RNA of Cyanidioschyzon merolae strain 10D, 1464 nucleotides long. Its product is annotated as similar to cationic amino acid transporter. The record is from RefSeq and is a predicted model, not a curated record. The coding region runs from base 1 to 1464 and encodes 487 amino acids. Lineage: Eukaryota; Rhodophyta; Bangiophyceae; Cyanidiales; Cyanidiaceae. Gene Ontology annotation, biological process: transmembrane transport. Gene Ontology annotation, cellular component: membrane. The transcript has a single exon. Gene Ontology annotation, molecular function: transmembrane transporter activity.